Messenger RNA from Callithrix jacchus (white-tufted-ear marmoset), 2189 nucleotides. RefSeq names its product charged multivesicular body protein 4C (gene CHMP4C). Lineage: Eukaryota; Metazoa; Chordata; Mammalia; Primates; Cebidae. The record is from RefSeq and is a predicted model, not a curated record. Gene Ontology annotation, biological process: late endosome to vacuole transport via multivesicular body sorting pathway; vesicle budding from membrane. Gene Ontology annotation, cellular component: cytoplasmic side of plasma membrane; multivesicular body; ESCRT III complex.
UGCCGCGGGGCGGGGCCGAGCUGGCGGCCAGGAAAUGCCCUGGAGUGUAUGUCACCUGCCCACCGCGACUUGUUGAUUCCCAGGAGCGCCGCUUUUCCGGUCUGGGUCCCUGAGAGAACUGCCUUGCUCACCUGUGCCCCCGGCGCGGCCCUGGGGAGUUCCCGACAGGCUCCCGGGAUCGCUAGCUCUCCAGCUCCACAGCCAUGAGCAAGUUGGGCAAAUUCUUUAAAGGGGGAGGCUCUUCUAAGAGCCGAGCCGCUCCCAGUCCCCAGGAGGCCCUGGCCCGACUUAGGGAGACUGAGGAGAUGCUGGGCAAGAAACAAGAGUACCUGGAAAAUCGAAUCCAGAGAGAAAUCGCCCUGGCCAAGAAGCACGGCAGGCAGAAUAAGCGAGCUGCAUUACAGGCACUAAAGAGAAAGAAGAGGUUCGAAAAGCAGCUCACUCAGAUUGAUGGAACACUUUCAACCAUUGAGUUCCAGAGAGAAGCCCUGGAGAACUCACACACCAACACUGAGGUGUUGAGGAACAUGGGCUUUGCAGCAAAAGCAAUGAAAUCAGUUCACGAAAACAUGGACCUGAACAAAAUAGAUGAUCUGAUGCAAGAGAUCACAGAGCAACAGGACAUCGCCCAAGAAAUCUCAGAAGCAUUUUCUCAACGGGUUGGAUUUGGUGAUGACUUUGAUGAGGAUGAGUUGAUGGCAGAACUUGAAGAAUUGGAACAGGAGGAAUUAAAUAAGAAGAUGACAAAUAUCCGCCUUCCAAAUGUGCCUUCCUCUUCUCUCCCAGCACAGCCAGAGAGAAAACCAGGCAUGUCUUUCACUGCACGUCGAACCCGAGCAGCAUCUUCCCGGAGGGCAGAAGAAGAUGAUGAUGAUAUCAAACAGUUGGCAGCUUGGGCUACCUAAACUAAAAUGCAUUUUUGAUACCUAAAUUAAUAAGCUGUAGAUAAAAUAUAAUUUUUUUUUGGCCUAGUUCAGAAGUUAACAAAGGCUGUUUUUUUGUUUGUUUUUGUUGUUGUUUUUGAGAUGGAGUCUCGCUCUGUCCCCAGGUGGAGUGCAGUGGCACGAUCUUGGCUCACUGCAACCUCUACCUCCUGGGUUCAGGCAAUUGUCCUUCCUUAGCCUCCUCAGUAGCUGGAAUUCCAAGCACCUGCCACCAACCCCAGCUAAUUUUUGUAUCUUUUAGUAGAGACAGCAUUUCACCAUGUCGGCCAGGAUGUUCUCUAUCUCUUGACCUCAUGAACUGUCUACCUCAACCUCCCAAGUGUGGGGAUUACAUGUGUGAGCCACUGCGCUCGGCCGACUCUGUUUUAUAAUUAUACUGAAUGAAUAAUUGUGUUUUAAGCCUUCUAAGUAAAAGUAAAAAAGGAGUCAUGUGUACAUAUAGAAUCAAUGAUGGAGGCUAAGUGUGGUGGCUUGCACCUGUAAUACCAGCACAUUGGGAGGCUGAGGCAGGUGGACCACUUGAGGCCAGGAGAGUGAGUCCAGCCUGACCAACAUGAAGAAACCCCAUCUCCACUAAAAAUACAAAAUUAGCCAGAUAUGAUGGCAUGUGCCUGUAAUCUCAGCUACUUGGGAGGCUGAGACAGGAGAAUUGCUUGAGCCUGGGAGAUGGAGGUUGCAGUGAGCCAAGACUGUGCCACCUGUACUCCAGACUAUGUGACAGAGGGAGACUUUAUCUCAAAAAACAAAAAGUAAUACAUUUAGUAUAGCUGGGAAAAGUAACGUUAUUUCCUAUGUGAAUGAAAAGUUGCUGUGUGUAUCCAUGUAGGUAUGGUAAAUGUAAAUAUACAGUGUCUCUUUUGGGAGCAACUUCUAGUAGAGGAGUCUUAUAUGAGUCUAUUCAUAAAUAGUUUCACUUGAGUUUUGCAGUUUGAAAUCUUAAAGGAGCUUUAAUUGACGUUUAUUAUACCAAUUAAGCUUGGAAUGGGGCAAUGGAUGCAUUUCGCAAAAUGUCUAAAAGCACUAACAGCUUACACUGCUGAGUGAGAAUCUCCUGGGUGUAAUUUACCCACUUAGGGAACUGUGUUAACACUCCCAGGCCAUUAUGAUGCUGUUAUGGCUUCAGUGUAUAAAUGCAUGAGUGUUCUUCCUGUUCUGUUUGGUGCUCUCUUGUACAUUUAUUUACUCUUUACAGAAUAUUCCUUGUAAAUACAUAAAAUGGCAAUUAAAAGUAUAUCUUGAAUAAAA